UUGCAAAGGAAGGGAAAGUCUGUGAGUUGAGUAAUGUCCGUAGCUGUUAGUGAUGGUUGUGUCGCUCCAGGAGAGGAGUCGGAGGGCGAUGGCAGCCCCGAAAAAGCGGAGCCAGGCCGCAGACCCCGGGCAAGGAGCAGCGGGCCUUCUUCCAAAGGCAGCAGUGACGGGGACUCGAGUGACGAAGACAGUGACGGCAGCGAGGACAGUGACGCAGGUGGCCGCCACAGGAUGAAGAGCAGGGUGGCUCACAUCCGGCAUGGCUUAGGUGAUGACAGCAGGGACCAACGUGGGAGCUCCUCCCCAGAGAAAAGGGAUGGUGACCCGCGAUCGCGGUCUAGAUCGCGUUCCAGGCCCCGGUCCUUUCACAGCUGGGAGAGGGAGAGGUCUGAAGAUCGGGACCGGUGGUACCAGAGGGGACGCCGUGGGACUGACAGAAACAGCGACAGAGAACGGUAUCCUAGCAGGGACCGGGACCGGGAGCGCUACCGUGACCGCGAGCGGGACCGGGAACGCUACGAGCGCCGUUCUAGCAGAGACAGGGAAAGGAGCCGCAGAGAGCGCUCUAGCCGAGAGAGGGAGGUGGAGUCUAGGAGGAGGGGCAGGUCACCCUCCCCGGCCCAGCUGGAUGGUCCCCCGACAGAGGAGCCUGCGGUGAAGAAGAAGAAAGAGGAGCUGGACCCCAUUUUAACUCGGACAGGCGGGGCUUACAUUCCCCCCGCGAGACUGCGCAUGAUGCAGGCCCAGAUCACAGACAAGGCCAGUCUGGCUUACCAAAGGAUGAGUUGGGAGGCUUUGAAGAAGUCAAUCAACGGUCUCAUUAACAAGGUGAACGUCUCCAAUAUCGCCAACAUUAUCCACGAGCUCCUACAGGAGAACAUUGUGAGGGGGAGGGGGCUCCUGGCCCGCUCCAUUCUACAGGCCCAGGGCGCAUCUCCCAUUUUCACCCAUGUCUAUGCAGCUGUGGUGGCCAUCAUCAACUCCAAGUUCCCCCAGAUCGGAGAGCUCAUCCUGAAGAGGCUGAUCCUUAAUUUCCGCAAGGGUUACCGUAGGAAUGACAAGCAACAGUGUUUGACAGCAUCCAAGUUUGUCGCACACCUCAUCAAUCAGAAUGUGGCUCACGAGGUCCUGUGCCUCGAGAUGCUGACCCUACUGUUGGAGCGACCCACGGACGACAGCGUGGAGGUGGCCAUCAGCUUCCUGAAGGAGUGUGGUCUCAAGCUGACUGAGGUCUCCCCAAGAGGCAUCAAUGCCAUCUUCGAGAGGCUGCGCAACGUCCUCCACGAGUCAGAGAUCGACAAGCGUGUUCAGUACAUGAUUGAGGUGAUGUUUGCGAUCCGCAAGGAUGGCUUCAAGGACCACCCUGUUAUCUCAGAAGGGCUGGACCUGGUGGAGGAGGAUGACCAGUUCACUCAUAUGCUCCCGUUGGAGGACGACUAUAACCCAGAGGACGUCCUAAAUGUUUUCAAGAUGGAUACCGACUUCCUCGGAAACGAGGAGAAGUAUAAAGAAAUUAAAAAGGAGAUCCUGGACGAGGGGAGCAGCGGCUCUGGCUCCGGCGAUGACGGGGAAGGCAGCGACGAAGACGAAAAUGACGAGGAAGCGGAGGAGGAGGGCGGAGAUGAACAAGACAAAGUCACCAUCUUUGACAAGACAGAAGUAAAUCUGGUUGCGUUUCGCAGAACCAUCUACCUUGCCAUCCAGUCCAGCUUGGACUUUGAAGAAUGUGCUCACAAACUAAUAAAGAUGGACUUCCCUGAGAGCCAAACGAAAGAGUUAUGCAACAUGAUUCUGGACUGCUGUGCCCAGCAGAGGACCUAUGAGAAGUUCUUUGGACUUCUGGCUGGGCGUUUCUGUCUGCUGAAGAAAGAGUACAUGGAAAGUUUUGAAGCCAUAUUCCAGGAGCAGUAUGAAACCAUUCAUCGCCUCGAGACCAACAAGCUGCGAAACGUUGCCAGAAUGUUUGCGCACCUUUUGUAUACAGAUUCGAUUCCAUGGAGUGUGCUUGAGUGCAUAAAAAUGAGUGAAGACACCACCACCUCCUCCAGUAGAAUCUUUGUGAAGAUCCUGUUCCAGGAACUCUGUGCCUACAUGGGCCUUCCGAAAUUGAAUGAACGUCUGAAGGAUCUGUGA
Scleropages formosus (Asian bonytongue) is the source of this 2133-nucleotide messenger RNA. Its product is annotated as pre-mRNA-splicing factor CWC22 homolog. Gene Ontology annotation, cellular component: catalytic step 2 spliceosome. NCBI's taxonomy places the organism in Eukaryota, Metazoa, Chordata, Actinopteri, Osteoglossiformes, Osteoglossidae. The coding region runs from base 34 to 2133 and encodes 699 amino acids. Gene Ontology annotation, molecular function: protein binding; RNA binding. The record is from RefSeq and is a predicted model, not a curated record. Gene Ontology annotation, biological process: mRNA splicing, via spliceosome. The transcript has 16 exons.